Cucurbitaria berberidis CBS 394.84 is the source of this 1410-nucleotide messenger RNA. RefSeq lists its product as uncharacterized. Gene Ontology annotation, molecular function: oxidoreductase activity. Lineage: Eukaryota; Fungi; Ascomycota; Dothideomycetes; Pleosporales; Cucurbitariaceae. The transcript is spliced from 3 exons. The coding region runs from base 1 to 1410 and encodes 469 amino acids. The record is from RefSeq and is a predicted model, not a curated record.
AUGGCUUGGCCCAACCCGUUCCGCAGGCGCACAGAGAAUACCAGAGUCUGCUGGGGCUAUGAGUUUGAAUGGACGGAGGGCCAUCUCACUCCAGAACAAUCCAAGCCUCUCAAACAUACCUACGAUGUCCUAGGAGAAGAAUGCCUUGAUCGACUGAACACUAUCUCGCCACCACAAAAGGGCCCUUUGCCAAAAGCCCAAGACUCCCAGCCAGUGCCAUCUUCUGUCACUGGAACGGAGGAAGAGAAGAGCGAGCCUCUUCCCAUACCUCGCCGAGAUUUGUAUGCCUUGCUCGAGGAGCACCAAGCAUCCGACCCCAAGCUUGCUGAGCUGUGGGAAGAAGUCAACACCGUUCCUGUCUGGGUAGACUGGGAGCAGAUCGAGAGGGGACAAAAUGUGUUCUAUCGGUAUGCAGGACCAGCUUUGACUGGACUUACGUUCCAAUCACUACUUGGAGGCAUGGGAGCUGCCCGCGUUGUAGAGACACUAGCUCGAACUGGAGGGUUCAGCACCAAGGUAGCAAGAGGAAGACUAUUUGAGACUACUCAGCAUAUCCUUCAAUGUACACGUUCCCUAGAGGGUAUAAAGCCAGGCGGAGAAGGCUUUGCUUCCUCAAUACGCGUCCGACUCCUACACGCCGCUGUACGUCAACGGAUCACCAAGCUAGCAGAACAACGACCCAGCUACUUCAAAAUAGACGAAUGGGGUAUACCUAUCAACGAUCUCGAUCAAAUUGCGACUAUCGGGACUUUCUCGUCGACACUGAUAUGGCUCAGCCUCCCACGUCAAGGCAUUUAUCUCCGCGAACAAGAGAUCGACGACUACAUUGCUCUGUGGCGAUAUAUUGCGUAUCUUAUGGGCACUCCUGACGGUUGGUUCUCUUCUCAAGAAAAGGCUAAGAUUAUAAUGGAGUCACUUCUGUACUACGAGGUCGAUCCAUCCGAUAUGUCAAAGACCAUGGCCAACAAUAUCAUUUUCGCCCUCAAAGAGGAGCCGCCAACAUUUGUCUCCGCAGACAUGCUCACCGCCAGUGCCCGCUGGCUCAAUGGGAAUGAUCUUGGUGACCGACUUGGGCUCAAACGUGUGUCGGCUUAUUAUUGGUCGCUUAUGGCAGGCCAAUGUCUAUUCUUCAUUUUCUACUGUAAUUUCUACCGUCUCUUUCCGUCGCUUGACGCUCACCGUAUUUCUCGGGCAAAAGAGAUUCUCUGGAACAUAGUUGUUAAGGCGAAGUGGGGUCUUGGGGGUACACAGACGACUUUUGACUUCAAGUAUGUGCCGCAGUACGAUACGUUGACUAAUCUGGGAGAUAUUGGUGAAAGGAAGUUGAAAACCUCGAGUACUGAGUUGAGGAACUUGAGGACAUUAGGAAUCUUUUUCAGUGUACUGGGGUUGGGAGAUACAUGCUCUUGA